This is a messenger RNA of Echinococcus granulosus, 3420 nucleotides long. RefSeq names its product Aminopeptidase N. Gene Ontology annotation, cellular component: cytoplasm. The transcript has 25 exons. Bases 1 to 3420 code for a protein of 1139 amino acids. Gene Ontology annotation, biological process: peptide catabolic process; proteolysis. Gene Ontology annotation, molecular function: zinc ion binding; peptide binding; metalloaminopeptidase activity. NCBI's taxonomy places the organism in Eukaryota, Metazoa, Platyhelminthes, Cestoda, Cyclophyllidea, Taeniidae. The record is from RefSeq and is a predicted model, not a curated record.
AUGUCGGUAGAGAACAAGUAUUCUCCGGGCGUUGCGGUGGCCAAACCGAAGAAGACCCUUGUCAUCAUCCUCGCUAUCCUCCUUGCCGUGAUCACGGCUUUGGCGCUCAUCUUUUUUGGCACAACCCUCUACUUCCUGUUGAUUAAUAAAAGUGGCCAAGGCAUCGAUGAUGCGGGAGUAGCGGCAGGAGAACCCCCGACACCAGCGGGUGUGGCGAAGGCCAAUACAACAGGCUGGAGCACGCGAGUGAAGGACGUUCGACUGCCAUACACGGUGAUUCCACUAUACUACGACCUAAGACUUCAGGCCAAUAUCUACGGCUCCAACGCGAGCCUCUUCAACUUCAACGGGUCAGUGCGCGUGCGCCUGCAGUGCCGCGAGGCCACGGACUUCUUCUUCGUCCACGCUUACAACGAAAUGACUGUCAAUCGGAAGGCCAUAUGGCUGCACCGUGAGGACAGUGAAGUGAACCUACUAGCAAACGUCUCCUACGAUCGAGCAAGACAAUGGUACAGGCUGAGUACCUCAGAGAAGCUAGAGCCAGAGAAGAUUUACCUCUUGUAUUUUGGCGACUUCGGGGCGCCGCUCACCAUCAAUCUUCGGGGGUGGUAUCUCAGCAGCUACGUUGAGAAUAAUGUCACCAAAUACUUGGCAACGAGCCAGCUGCAACCAACAGACGCCAGACGUGUUUUCCCGUGCUGGGACGAACCGGCCUUCAAGUCCAUAUUUGAAAUCAAACUAGUACGAAGGGAGGACUUCCAUUCAAUGUCAAAUAUGCCACUGGUAGAGUCCCGACUCAUCGGCAAUGGAUGGGUGGAGGACAGCUUUAAACCCACUCUCAACACCUCCACUUACCUCCUGGCCUUUGUUGUCUCGCAAUUCGAGAGUCUGCCAGGGCUUGAUGCUAAGAACAGAAAUUUCACAAUUUGGGCACGGCCGGAUCUCAUGUCCGCGGCUGAUUAUGCCCUUGACAUCGGCAAGAAAAUCAUUGGAUUCUUCGAGGACUACUUUGAGCUUGACUAUCCCCUUGAAAAAACUGAUAUGUUGGCGGUUCCUCACUUUGCGGCUGGAGCAAUGGAGAACUGGGGUCUGAUCAUCUACCGCGAGGCGACGCUCAUUUGGGAUCCCUCCAGUGGAACCGAAUUUGCCCGUCAAAAGGUCGCUACUGUUAUAUCGCAUGAAAUCGCCCACCAGUGGUUUGGUAAUCUAGUGACUCUGGAUUGGUGGGAUGAUCUUUGGUUAAACGAGGGCUUUGCAACCUUUGUGGAGUACAUUGGUGUUGCUCAUGCUGAACCAUCUUGGCAUAUGGAUGAACAAUUCGCGGUGCAUCAGCUGCAGAAGGUUUUCUUUGUCGACUCCUUAUCGACUACGCAUCCUGUCUUCCUGCCAGUCUCGCAUCCGGACGAAAUUAACGAUAUUUUUGACGCUAUCUCCUACAAUAAGGGAGCCUCUGUUCUUCGAAUGAUGGAAGCGUUCCUUGGCCGCGAAGUUUUCCGUCAGGGCCUCAAGAUUUACUUGUCCAGGCACAAAUUCCAAAACACCAAGCCCAUCGACCUGUGGAAUGCCCUCACCGAGGCCAACUCAAAAUCGGGUAACUUUAUCGACGUGGAAGCAGUCAUGAAUGUGUGGAUCAGGCAGCCUGGCUACCCUCUGGUCUCGGUGAAACGACUCGGUGGCAAUCGGUUUGAGCUCUCUCAGGAGCGCUUUUUGUUGGGCAUGCAUCCAGCGAAUGCCUCCGUGAACAUUAACGUCACCAAUAAACUCUGGAGCAUUCCAAUUACCUAUGCAACGAAAUCGGAAAAUAUAACUGAAGCCGAAAACCGAAUCCUUUGGAUGAAUGGCAAAAAUCUGAUCCUUGAAAUGGACGUUUCUGGAGGUCAGUGGUACGCUCUGAAUCUUCGUCAAAUGGGAUUUUAUCGGGUAAACUAUGACAUGGAGAAUUGGCAUUUGGUGACCAAGGCUCUCUGCACCAACCACGCGGAACUACCGCGUCUGAUGCGUGCCCAACUGAUUGACGAUAGUUUCCACAUCGCCAACCAUGGCGCUCUGUCGUUCGAGGUGUUCUUGAACCUGACCCGCUACCUGCGCAUGGAGCGCGAGUACGUGCCAUUGAACGCGAUGCAUCGGGCCUUCAACUACCUCUACGACGUGCUCGCCAUGCACGACAGCCAUUCGCUGUUGAAGCGCUACGUGCGCAUCCUCAUCUCCGACGCCUACAAGGAUAUCAAUUGGAACGCUGCUAAAUCAGACGAGAACCACCUCAAUAACAUGGCUCGGCAAAUCAUUGUGUCGAUGUCCUGUGGGGCUGACCACAGCGAUUGUGUGAAGAGGUCGAAGAUGCUCUUCGAUGAAUUCAUGCAAGAUCCGUCGAGCCACAAAAUACCAACGAGUCUGACUCCUACGGUGUACUGCACGGCAAUUCGCGAAGGCGGUGUGAAGGAGUGGGACUUCUUGAAGCAGUUGAGUAUGAGGGUCCUACAUGAAGAUGAAAAGUACCGCAUUCUGGAGGCUCUGGGGUGCACACGUGACUUCGUUCGUCUGAGAACGUAUAUUCGGGAACUGAUUGACGAUGCCAUCUCUAAGAGCGAUGACUUGGAACUUCCUGCGUCUCUUAGUGGAAAUCCAAUCGGGCUUUAUGUAAUUUACGACACAAUUAAACGGGAAUGGCCUAACAGAAAUCGUGGCACAAAUUCUCCAUUCAAAUUGAUCCUAAAAGCUGUGGAAAAGCGGGGCAUUAUCAUCGAAACGCUACCAAUUCAAGACGAGUUAAUGAGAAUGAAUGCAACACUGCAUGCAGAGGCAGAUCCGCAGACGGGGCGUUGGAUCCACCGAAUCCUCACGCAGUCAAAGCGGGACUACAAUUGGUUAAAAAGAUAUGCCAGCACCAUCCACUCCUGGCUUAAGCACGAAGUGGAAUCCCUCCAAGCAUCAAGCGGUGAAUACGAUUCCACAACUGUCAACCCAUUCCACGCGGACACCGAAACGACUCAUACCACUCUGGAAGACUCUGCUGUCUCUGUCUCUCUCGGAUCCCUCGGUUACCCGCAAAACACCUGCCUUCCUAUUCCGAAACUAACUCAAUCCGGCCUAAAACAAGCCAUCUUUCUCUCGUGUGUUAUUCUAAUUGAAUGUUCCUUCCCUAAUUAUCGUCCCCGAACCUUCUUACUUACAAUGAAGCGGACGUCUAGGGGUUCUCCCUGUGGUUUUUUGAUGCCCUCAAGGAGCUCGGAAAGUGCAAGGGACUGUCGAAAGCGAAAAGCUUUGCGUAUCCAGUAUCUAGCAGAGAGUGUGCGUUUACGAGAACUUACUGUUCUUAAAAUGAGGCAGGAUGUCGAGAGGUUAUUAGAGGUAUGUCAUGAAAUCGACAAUGGUGAGUUUCCUCAGAGUGUUGUGGCUGAUCUUGGCAUUCUCUACGAGUGA